AUCGGCCUUGGCCUGCUUUUGCUGACUGUUCCAGUCAGUUCAAACAGUUGAAUGAGUCCUAAAAUUGUUCUCACACAAUUCUGAUCACCAUCUCUCUCUGAAACAGAGGGAAAGGGUAGCUAGAAUGCAUGUUCCAUGCUUAAGUAUAAAUUAUGAUAGCAAUUAGGAACAACAAAAGGCAAAAAGGGAUAAAGAACCAUUAUUAUUGUUAUGGUGGUGGAUCAUAUGAUACUCAUGGCGAAAUUCAGUAGUUUAGGAUUUAAGGUUUAGUUUGGACUCGAAUGACAUGGUGAACCUACUGGUCUCUUCGUUCACCGGCCGCAAUUCGAGAUGAUCCAGAAUAGAAAAGUUAAAAAACAAAGAAGGUAUCUUUAAAAAGUAAAGAAAGGAAGAUUGGGGUUAUGGCGUGAAGGAUGUGGGGGGUGCCCCUCCUCUCCACUUUGGGUAGGUCAACUAGAACACUAUUACAAUGUCAAUGCUGUAUGACCUUUGCUUUGCCUUCCAUCAAGAAAUGGAUACUUGUGAGACAUCCUUUUCUGAAAUCAAAUGCAAUCUAUGAGCAAGGUUGGGUGUUUGCCAACUCUCUUUUAUGUAACAGUAGACACAAUCCAAUAACACGAGAUGUUUCGAUUCCAUCUAGAAUGUGAUCAAUAAAGAUCAAUGCUAGUGAGCUAGGUAGACGACCACGAGGUGCAAACUAUGUGUACUCAUCCCUUAACCUCUCUGUUUUUUUUUCAGGUGAUUAUGCUAGUGAACCCUCCACUGACCUAAUGAAGGUGACACCCAUGGGGGCAAUAACUCAAAGCACAAAAAGUACCCAUGCUAGUCGAGCUCAUCCCUUAAUCUCUCUUCUUUUGCAAUCUAUUCUCAAUCUCUCUUAAUGAGGGUAUAGUAAAAGAUCGAGUUAUUAGACUUGAAAGAAUGGACAUGCCAUCACUUUAUUUUGGUGGGUGCCUUGAUUCUUUGGCUUUGAACUUUGAACCCUAUCUUGGUCCACAAUUCUUCAUUCAUUCAAAGCCUUUUAUUAUGACAAGGAAUAGCAAUUCAACUUUGUGCUCUAUCUUCAUUGUACCGUGACAUGAUGCCACUUUAAUCAAUGCGAUGCAUGGACAAUGAGAGUCAAGUUGAAAUGCAUCUUUCAAAUCAUAGUCAUCACCUUCAACCUCUUAUUUCAGAUCUUUUCAUCAAGAGUUGUAUGUGGCUAGCUCUUUCUUUCUUAAAUGUAAAUUUUACACUAGUUUCUCUCUCAAACUAACUAUUGUAAGCAAAUUAAGAUUGUUUUGCCGACUACGUGCUUCCGGUGUAAAGAAAGCUCCUUUCCGAUGGUUAUCACACCAGCCGAUCGUAAGUGACUAGGACCAUUUGCCCGGUCGUGUUCUUGCCGGAGACGAACUUUAGAAGUUACUAUUGUAUGUAAGAAGAAGAGAUCAAGAGAAGGUUGUUCUUAAUGAGUGAAGCUAUUGAGAGGAGUUAGCUUGUGAGCAUUAUUGGGCCUAAUUAAUUAACAAUUAGAUUGGCCGGCCCAUUAUAAGCCCAUAGUGGAAUAAUCGAACUAAUACGGUCUUAGUAGAAGAGCAAACCCGGAUCCGGUCCGAUGGUCGUUCGCCGGCUUUCGGAUCUCCUGAAAUCUCUCAGCAGCACUACCGCCGCCGUCGCUGGCGAUUCAUUAGCUUCAGGGAGGAUUGUACACGCCAAAUCCAUCACCCUCGGCUUCCACGCCGACCCAAUACUCUGCCGCGCCCUCGUCGGCUUCUACCUCUCCUUCGACCUCGCGCACCUCGCCAUCCGGCUUCUCGACUCCGUCCCUUCCGACGACGUCUCCCCUUGGAACGCCUUCCUCUCCGCCUGCUCCACGCGCCACCUCCACGCGCAGGCUCUCCGUCUCCUCCGCAAGCUGCUGCUCCUAUCACCCCGUCUCAAGCCCGACGCCUUCACCUACCCUAGCGCGCUGAAGGCUUGCGCCGGCCUCGGCGCCGCUCUCGACGGUGAGUUCCUCCACGCCGGGGCUAUAAAGCAUGGCUUCUCCGCCGACGUCGUCGUGUCCAGCUCUUUGGUCUAUAUGUAUGCGAAAUGCCAUCGCUUUGCGUCGGCAAUCCAGAUGUUCGACGAAAUGCCACAAAGAGAUGCAGCGUGCUGGAACACAAUCAUGUCCUGCUACUACCAGUCUGGGCAACCGUCCAAAGCCCUGGAGGUGUUCGACCAAAUGACUCACUGUGGGUUUCAGCCAGACUCGGUCACGUACACCACGGCGUUCUCUGCUUGUGCUCGACUUGCAGAUUUGGACAGGGCAAAAAGAGUUUACGAGGUGCUGAUCACAAGCGGCUUCGAGUUGGACAAUUUCAUUAGUUCUUCAAUUGUCGACAUGUAUGCCAAAUGUGGGAACUUGGCAACUGCAAGAGAGGUGUUUGAGCAGAUUCAGAGCAAGAGUGUGGUCUCCUGGAAUUCAAUCAUCACUGGGUAUUCAUCGGCUGGCGAUAGCUGUAGCGUUUUGGAUUUGUUCGCAAGGAUGAUAGCACAAGGUAUUAGGCCUACUUCGAGUACCAUAAGUUGCUUGGUAAUGGCUUGCUCAAAAAGCUCCAAUUUUUUACAAGGAAGGUUCAUCCAUGGCUACAUUGUUCGGAACUGCAUUACAGUUGAUGUUUAUGUUGCCAGUUCACUUGUAGAUCUCUAUUUCAAAUGUGGAAUGACUCAGUGUGCAGAAUAUAUCUUUGCCAACAUGCCAAAAUCAGAUGUGGUCUCAUGGAAUGUGAUGCUGUCAGGUUAUGUGAUGACUGGAAGCUACUUUAAAGCGAUCGAGCUCUUCCAUGGCAUGAGCUUUUUCGAGACCGUUCCAGAUGCUAUAGCCUUUACUAGUGUUCUAUCUGCUUGUGCUCAAUUAGCAGCUCUUGAUCAGGGCAGAGAGAUCCAUAAGCAAAUAAGGGAGAAUAGUUUGGAGAGCAAUGAGACAGUCAUGUGUGCACUUCUCGAUAUGUAUGCAAAAUGUGGAGCCAUCGGAGAAGCAAGAGCUGUUUUUGACAAGUUGGCUUCGAAGGAUGUCUUGUCGUGGACUUCCAUGAUCAUGGCCUAUGGCUCCCAUGGCCAGGCCACCGAAGCUCUGAAGCUCUUCCAUGAAAUGCAGAAUGUGAAAGUAAAGCCGGACCAUGUCACAUUCCUUAGCCUACUCUCCGCAUGCAACCAUGGAGGACUGGUUAUCGAAGGCUGUUACUAUUUUAAUCAAAUGAUGAAUGAAUACGGAAUAAAACCCCGUGUAGAGCAUUACUCCUGCUUAAUUGAUCUCCUAGGACGCUCCGGUCAGAUAGACGAAGCGCUUAGUAUACUGAAGAACACACCUGACAUAAGAGCUGAUGCAGGCUUAUUAGGCUCAUUGUUAUCUGCUUGCAGUUUACAUAAGAACUUGAAAGUAGGAGGGGAAAUUGCUAGUCUUGUUGUCAAAUUGGAUCCGGAUGAUCACUCUGCCUUGAUAACUUUGGCUAACAUGUAUGCAUCAGCUGGACGGUGGGAUGAAAUGCGCCAGGUUCGCACAAGGGUGAAAAAGAGAGGGCUAAAGAAGAACCCUGGGUGCAGCUGGAUUGAGUCUGAAAAUACUAUUCACCAGUUCUUUGUGAAAGAUGACUUGCAUCAACACACUAAUCUAAUAUACGAAUGGCUAGGAUAUCUUUCACUGCACAUGGAGGACAAUUCUGAAAUGUCAAUGGCUCUGCAUCAAUCUUAAACGUUGGUAUCAUGCUAAGAAGCUGGUAUCUACACGCGAAAAGCAAAUUUUUUAUUAUACCUUGAAUUAACUGUAAAAAUGAUUCUUGGUGAUGAUGAACAUUCUGCUCUUGACAUGAUGA
Molecule: messenger RNA, 3833 nt
Organism: Zingiber officinale
Lineage: Eukaryota; Viridiplantae; Streptophyta; Magnoliopsida; Zingiberales; Zingiberaceae
Product: pentatricopeptide repeat-containing protein At5g27110-like
Exons: 1
Coding region: 1595-3712 (705 amino acids)
Biological process (GO): RNA modification
Molecular function (GO): protein binding; RNA binding
Source: RefSeq, a predicted model, not a curated record